GCCGGCGCUUGGUUGCCGCCGGCGACACCACCAGCGCCUUUGAUCAGAUGCGGAUGCCCUCUGGCCUGGAGCACUACUUCCGGCCCCCGCCGAUCGACAGCUCCUUCCUUCGAGCCGACGGCGUCCCCGACCUUCCUGAUGGGGCGGUGCAGGGCUGCAUCACCGUCAUGCCGAUGGGCUCCUCGUGGUCCAUGCACUUGUGCCAGCGCGUGCUGAGGGCCACGAUCGACCGUGCCGGGGUGCCCGGCUCCUUGACCAUAGAGGACGGGCGGCCGGCGGUGUCGCUCUCUCAGCCGACGGACGUCGGGUGCGCGGGGUACGUGGACAACUGCCUGGCCGUUGGUGCGAACGCCGCCCGCUUCGACGCUGUGGUCGACCAGGUCUUUGAGCCGCUCCAGCGCGUCGGGAUGCACGUCCACGACGCCGAGCGCGCGCCCGGCGACUGCACCUACCUCGGCUUGGAGCUGCGCGCCGGGCGGCGGCUCUCCGUCAAGGGGCGGAACGUUUGGCGCUUGCGGUAUGCCAUCGAGGUGAACGACGCUGACAUCCAGGAGCUCUGGCCCGUGGUCCAGCGGGGGCUGUGGCAGGUACGGUGUCUCCUGCCGCUGCUGGCGCGCGACCUGUCGGCCCCCUGGAUCAGCCGCGCCACGUGCUCGGACGCCAGCGAGUGGCUCGGAUCGGGCGCCUCAGCGAGCGGCGGCGCUACGUCGCUGGCUACGGCGCUGGUCGAGAGCUCCGCACCCUGCGGCACGCUGAGCCUCCUGGAGCUGGCGGCCGUCCGCCCGGCGACGCAGGCGGGGUACCUCACGCUCCUCAGCGGCUUCCUGGCCUUCUGCUCGGCCUUCCGCCUGGGCUGGUGCUCGAUGGCGGAGCCCGACGGGGCGACCACGGCAUACUGGAACCACAUGCUCCUCAACGCCGGGGCCCCCAGCAUGGGCGACCCGUUCUCAGCUGCGCCGGCGCACUUCACGCCGGGCUUGGUGGGGGCCUGGAGGCUCAUGCCGGGCGAGCCGCACCUGCGGGGCGCGUCGAUGCAUUCCGACUCGGACCCGUUCGUGCUGCCGACCUUCGCCGCGCUGAUGGCGGCAACCGUCGCCACGCAGUCGCUCUGGGCCCUUACCGUGGCGCGGGGCUGGGCGGUGUUCAGCCGGCGCUCCGACCUCCUCAAGCAGGGCCCGCUCAGCCCGACCCCGUACUCCCUGAGGCACAGGGGCGCGUCGCACGACACCCCGACGCUGCGACGCCCCCUCGAGGGCACCCAGCGCCAUGGGCAGUGGGCGGUGCCGCCGAGCAUGAAGAGGUACGCCAAGGAGACGCACCUCCAGGCCAAGCUGGCACAGGUCCUGCGCUGGGCCCUUCACCUCGAGACGGUGGUGGAGGAGCACUCCGCGCGGAUCCUCGAGCACAGCUUCAACGCGGAGCCGCUCCAGACGUUGCUGGGGCCCGCGGCGGCGCGCAGGGGGCCCGCCCGGCUGGCCGCCACGGCCUUCCUGGAGCUCUUCGCCGGCAGCGGCCGCGCGUCGGCCGAACUCAGGGCGCUCGGGCAUGGCUGCGUCGCGCUGGGCCUGGCCAACGGUGCCGACGGGAAUCAUCUCGGCCGGCGCUUCGAGCUCAUGAUUGCGGGGUGGCCGAAG
Molecule: messenger RNA, 1634 nt
Organism: Prorocentrum cordatum
Lineage: Eukaryota; Dinophyceae; Prorocentrales; Prorocentraceae
Source: the annotation of a GenBank genome assembly